Molecule: messenger RNA, 337 nt
Organism: Drosophila guanche
Lineage: Eukaryota; Metazoa; Arthropoda; Insecta; Diptera; Drosophilidae
Product: drosocin
Exons: 1
Coding region: 44-250 (68 amino acids)
Source: RefSeq, a predicted model, not a curated record
CCAUCGGUCCAGCACUCAGUUCGAUCUGUUCAGACCAACCGAAAUGAAGUGCAGCCUUGUUUUCCUGCUGCUCGCCUGCAUUUGGGCCCUGGCCACUGCCAGCCCUGCCAAGCCGCGCCCCAAAAAUCCACGCCCCACCUCCCAUCCACGUCCGAUACGAGUGCGCCGUGAGGCAUUGGCCAUCGCCGAUCGGUUGGAACUGAUCCUGCCUGCUGUCACUGCCAAAAGUCCCCCAAUUCUACCAGCUUGAUGGCAUGCUCGCAAUCUCAAGCGGGGCAAGCCCAACAUGGCAUUUUUUAAUACUACUUUUGGGUUUGUUUGAAUAAACUGAGAGUAU